ACCUAGUUUAAAUUCUUUUUAAUUGUUUUCAUCCGUCGCCGCUAGUUGUCAUCUGGAACCACAUUUGGCUUUUCCCUUUGCCAAUUUUUCUUCACUAUUUUAACGUCGCGUAAAGGGCGGCAAAACGCCUGUCGUGCAAAGACGUCCGAACAUCAUCCGUAAAAACACGCAACACAACUAUUUUGAGGCUGCAUCUUUCGUCUCUUGUGACAAAACGAAGGAAUUACCGUUCUCACCCCCCCAUUCAUCGCUCUCUGAUAAAUGAGCCGCGAUGAACACUAUGCAAAGAAAGCAUCUACUCUCGCAGCUGGCCGCGGCCGGCUCCGGCGUCUGCUCCCGUCAAUAACAUUCGUUGCGGUACACUAUGGCUACUUUGUAGGCGUGUGCAUAGUGAGCUCCCUCGUGCUUUGGGCCUCGUCCGGGCCAGAUGCCAGCAGCAGCAGCAGCGAUGGCGCCGCCGCUGGUCGCCACGGUCGCGUCGGCUACGUCGAUAGCCUCUUCCUUGUCGUGUCGGCCAUGACCGAGACGGGCUUGAACACGGUCAACCUCAGCGAGCUCAAUACGUGGCAGCAGACGAUCUUGUUCCUGUUGAUAGUGUGCGGCGGCUCCGUCUGGGUGUCCAUAUGGACCGUCCUGGCUCGCAAGUGGGCGUUUGAGCGUCGGUUCGACGAGCUCGUCGCGGCCGAAUGCGCUGCCGCCGGUGUCUCGCCAUCGCCGCCUGGUCUGCUGCGGCGUAUCGCCUCGCGGCUGCACACUGUAUCGUCGGGCGUCGAGCCGGGCUCUCUUGGGAGACUCGACGAUGCCGAAGGUUUCGGCGGCGUCGUCCUCGCGGGGCCAUCGUACUCCAUCACCCGCGACACGGCCCUUUCAAAGUCCACGUCGCUGACGAGGCGGCGGCGGGCCGGCCAGGGGGAGGCAAUUGCACAGAUGAGAGCAGACAUUCUGCGGGGCGUCGUCGAUCGCCAGAUGCGCGGCGGCGGUGGGAAUCGUCACGUAGCCAAACUCACCAGCGAGGAGCGGUGCCGGCUCGGCGGGGUGGAGUACCGCGCGAUCAGGCUCCUCGCGGUGGUGGUGCCGCUGUACUCUGCCCUCUGGCAGGUGCUGGGCUGCCUGGCCCUCGCGGCGUGGAUCCAGGUCAACCUCCCGCACCCGCCGGUCAGCAACGGCCUCAGCCCCAUCUGGCUGGGCAUCUUCAACGGGGCGUCGGCGUUUAACAACUCGGGCAUGUCGCUCCUCGACGCCAACAUGGUGCCCUUCAACCAGGCGUACUUUGUCCUCGCCACCAUGGGCGCCAUGAUCCUGGCCGGCAACACGGCCUACCCGGUGUUUUUGCGCCUGGUCCUGUGGGCGGCGCUCGGGCUGCUGCGGCUAGCGAGCAGCGACGCGGUCCUGCCGGACCUCAAGACCGCCCUGGCGUACGCGCUGAAGCACCCGCGCCGCGUCCACCCGCACCUGUACCCGCCCCGACAGACGUGGUGGCUGGCGGGCUCUGUCGUGGUGCUCAACGCCGUCAUGUGGGUCGCGUUUGAGCUGCUCAACCUCGGCAACCCGAUCGUCGAGUCGCUGCCCGGAGCCGCCAGGGUGGUGGAUGGGUUGUUCCAGGCCAUCGCUACCCGGUCGGGCGGCUUCAUGGUCGUGCCGAUGGCGCAGGUUUAUAUUGGAAUGCAGGUGCUUUAUGCAAUCAUGAUGUAUAUCCCGGUGCACCCCGUCAGCAUCAAAAAGUCCAUCGUGUACCGGGCACGCAGAGACGUCGUCCUCGGUAUCCACAGCGAAAGCGAGAAGACACCCCCACCGACGCUCGGCCUGGAACAAGAAGACGCCCACGGGGAGAGCACCCGGGCCUUCCUCUCGCGACAGCUCAAGGCGAGCAGGGUGGGGCGGCACGACGCGUGGGUGCUCGUGGCGGCGGUGCUGGUGAUCACGACCAUCGAGACGGGCCACUUCCUCGGCGACCCGGUGACGUGGUCGGUGUGGAACGUCUUGUUCGAGGUCGUCUCGGCGUACGGCUGCGUGGGCGUCUCGACGGGCGUGCCCUUCGACUCGUUCAGCUUCAGCGGCGGGUGGAACGCGCCCAGCAAGCUGGUGCUCUGCCUCGUCAUGCUCAAGGGGAGGCACCGCGGGCUGCCAGAGUCGGUCUAUCCGGCGGUUGUGCUGCCGGGGGAGGAGGAGGAUGUCGAGGGGGUGGAGUGAUGCGUUGGGGAUGGAUGGGGUGGAAGGGGGUUGAAGGUGGAAAUGGAAAGGGGUUGAAGUUGGAAGGGGGGUACAAUGAGAUAGAAGGUAUGGAUGUGGACAUGUCGCCAUGAUGUGUUGUUUGGUAGGAGUAGAUUGACAGCCUAAAUCCGCGGCUGCUUGCGCAAUGAAGCGACCAAGAGGAUUGACCAGAG
Messenger RNA from Pyricularia oryzae 70-15, 2384 nucleotides. RefSeq lists its product as uncharacterized. The transcript has 2 exons. The coding region runs from base 262 to 2190 and encodes 642 amino acids. Gene Ontology annotation, biological process: intracellular potassium ion homeostasis; potassium ion import across plasma membrane. The record is from RefSeq and is a predicted model, not a curated record. Gene Ontology annotation, cellular component: plasma membrane. Gene Ontology annotation, molecular function: high-affinity potassium ion transmembrane transporter activity. Lineage: Eukaryota; Fungi; Ascomycota; Sordariomycetes; Magnaporthales; Pyriculariaceae.